Messenger RNA from Drosophila busckii, 2012 nucleotides. Its product is annotated as glutathione hydrolase 1 proenzyme. The record is from RefSeq and is a predicted model, not a curated record. Gene Ontology annotation, cellular component: plasma membrane. The coding region runs from base 250 to 1956 and encodes 568 amino acids. Gene Ontology annotation, molecular function: glutathione gamma-glutamate hydrolase. Lineage: Eukaryota; Metazoa; Arthropoda; Insecta; Diptera; Drosophilidae. Gene Ontology annotation, biological process: glutathione catabolic process. The transcript is spliced from 3 exons.
UAUAUUUACUGUAUAUAGACGAACGGCCAUGACGUAGAGCCUGUGUAACCAUAGCCGUAACCGAUAUGGAUAUAACUGCAAAUAGACUAUUGCUAAGCUAAUGCUAGGUGAUUUUUUAGGGCUUAUCUCUAACGGAUAUAGGCAGCAUAUAAAAGUCAGUAGUUUUAGAUUUCAAAGACAUAUUCCGCUACUGCCGCUGGGCAAAGCAAAGUCGUUAACACUAAAGCUGACGGGAUUUACAACAUAAACAUGGACUGCAAGAAGUGCGCUAUUUUAUGGAUAUUAAUCGCCGUUGCUGCCGUGGCCAUAACCUUGGGUCUCGUCUUUGGUCUGCGCAAGAGCGAGGAGCGACAAAUAGGCGCUGUGGCUUCCAAUGGAGCAGGCUGCGCGGAGAUUGGUGGACAUAUGCUGGAGAUUGGCGGUUCGGCGGCGGAUGCAGCCAUUGCCACCAUGUUGUGUGAGGGCGUCGUAUUGCCGCAUAGUCUGGGCGUGGGUGGUGGCUUCAUGGCCACGGUGUUCAGCAAGGAGACGGGACGCGUGGAGACAUUGGUAGCCAGAGAAACGGCGCCAGCUGCUGCUUAUCGGGAUAUGUUUGUCAACAUGUCGACGGUGACGGGCGCCUUGUCCGUUGCUGUGCCUAGCGAGAUUUACGGUUAUUGGAAGCUGCAUGACAAAUAUGGCAAGUUACCUUGGGAGACGCUUUUCCGACCCACUAUUGAGAUGUGUCGUCAUGGAAUCAUCGUUAGCCGUUAUGUGGCGCGUGUGUUGACGUUGCAUGAGGAAGUUAUCAUGGCAGAGCCCAGCAUGGCGGAGAUUUUUGUUAAUCCUUAUACCAAUGAGCUCUAUAAGGAAGGUGAGAUCAUGUACAGACGUAUUCUGGCCGAUACCUUGGAGGUGAUCGCCACGGAGGGACCAAAGGUUAUCUAUCGUGGUGGACGCAUUGGUCGCAUGCUCGUCGAGGAUAUUCAGUCCAUGGGCGGUAUUGUUACCGAACAGGAUCUGCAGCAAUAUGAUGUGCGCUGGGAGAAGCCUCUGCGUGCCGUAUUCUCCAAUGGCCAUGAGCUGUACACCUCCCCGUUGCCCAGCAGCGGCGCCGUGCUCAUCUUCAUACUGAAUGUAAUGGAGUCCAUGUAUACGAGCAGUCGGGACAAGUAUUGGCAUCGCGUGGUGGAGACCUUCAAGCAUGCCUAUGGACAUCGCACCAAUUUGGGUGACAUACACUUUGAGCCAUCGGUGCGUGAGACUUACGACAAAUUGACGGAUCCGGAGUUCGCCGCCGAGAUACGUAAGCUAAUACGGGAUGAUCGCACAUUUACGGACAUGGCCUACUAUGGUGCCAACUUUACCAAUGAGGAGGAUCACGGCACUGCGCAUAUUUCGGUGCUGGCGCCCAAUGGUGAUGCCGUCUCCGUGACCAGCACCAUCAAUAGUCACUUUGGUGCCAAGGUGCGCUCCCGUCAAACGGGCUUCAUACUCAACGAUCAAAUGGAUGACUUCUCCACGCCCGGCGUCAUCAAUACCUAUGGCAUACCUGCCAGUCCAGCCAACUAUAUACAGCCCGGCAAGCGUCCCAUGAGCUCCACCUGCCCCAGCAUUGUGCUCGACUCCAAGGGCAAUGUGAAUCUUGUGGUAGGCGGCGCUGGUGGCUCCCGCAUCACCACCUCGGUGGCUCAAACCAUUUUGCGUUACUUUGUGUUGCGCGAGUCGGUCGAGGAUGCGGUCAAUGCUGGCCGCAUACAUCAUCAGCUGGCGCCCAUGGUAGUCGAUGUGGAACUGGACGUGCCCAAGCAUACAACACAUCAUCUCAUGUAUGUGGGCCAUGAGCUCAACUAUUUGCAGGAGAACAAGGCGUACUCCUCCGUCACAGCCAUUGGUGACAUGGACACUGAACCCUUUCCCGUCUGUGAUCAUCGACGCGUGGGCAGCGCUGUCGUCGUCGAGCCCAUUGUGGAUUAAUUACAAAUCUUAUACAUAAAUCUACAUACAUAACAUUAAAUGUGAUUUUAAAAUUU